Molecule: messenger RNA, 265 nt
Organism: Racocetra persica
Lineage: Eukaryota; Fungi; Glomeromycota; Glomeromycetes; Diversisporales; Gigasporaceae
Source: the annotation of a GenBank genome assembly
UAGGAUAUGAUGGUUCUAAACCCCUUAUUUCUAUAACGAAUCAUCCAAAUAUCAAUAUUCAUUAUAUGUCUCAUCCAUGGAAGCUACCGGAUAAAUUACCGAAAUUAUUAUUUUUGAAUCCUCCUUCAAUCCCAACAUUAAUGAUUACCCAGUUUGUUUGUUGGGCACGGCAAGCGAAUUUGAUAAUUGAUUGGCAUAAUUUUGGGUUCACUAUUCUUGGAAUGCGAUUAGGCCACAAUAGUCGUAUUGUCAAAAUUGCGAAAUG